Messenger RNA from Alnus glutinosa, 1573 nucleotides. RefSeq lists its product as uncharacterized. The record is from RefSeq and is a predicted model, not a curated record. The transcript has 4 exons. Bases 575 to 808 code for a protein of 77 amino acids. NCBI's taxonomy places the organism in Eukaryota, Viridiplantae, Streptophyta, Magnoliopsida, Fagales, Betulaceae.
UCACGCACACCUCUACUUCUCCCUUUUCUUAUUUCUUUCUUCUUUUUCCCUGUUCUUCUUUCCUCCUUCGUUCUGUUCUUCUUGAGACCGAACAAAGAGGGAGAGACCGGGGAGAGAGUGAGAUCGAGAGAGAUGAGAUACUGAGAGAGAGAGAGAGAGAGAGAGAUCAUGAGACAGAGAGAUCAGGAGAGGAUCCGAGCGGAACCCAGCAACCCAAGAACCAGAGGACGGCCGGAGAUCCCAGUUCUGUGAAUUCCGGCAACCUGUAAUGUGGGUUUCUGGCGAGCUCGUGAACCAGACGUAACUCGGGAGGAGCUCCGAUCGUGAAACCCGUGACCCGCAACCCUCCAGACCCGAGAGAGAGAACCCGGGCGGUUCGUGAACCCAUGAGGACCCGAUCCUCCAUGGGUCACCGGAGGCAGAGCGAUUUCCGGCGGAACCCAUACCCAAUUUCCGGUGACCCAGGGUGUUUUUCCGGCGAUCUAUGUAGAGAAUCAUUACCUUACUGAUUCUACCCCUUUUCUAGUGGAUUCUCUAUGAAAACUAUCAAGGUAGAAAGUCGACUCUGACGCUAAUGGCAAAUUCAGAUGAGGAAGAGGUUGAACCAGUUGCUGGCAAGAGAGUGAGGAAGGAAACUGGCUUGGCUUCAGGAAAGCUUGAUAAAGAUGAACCUGGUGCAAAAUUGAAGAAGAGAACAAGGGUGCUUGUUGAGGAAUUGAAUUCUCAGGGUUACUACAAUUCCUGCGGGGAAUGGGCUUGGCGAAUAGGAUUUCGUCAUGGAACUCCACAAACCUGGAGAGGUCUUUGAGGACCCCAGAGGGUGAGAAGCAGAUUGGAAUAAUCUUUUGCGGAGAAUGGAGCCUCCGGACAAGACACCGCUGUGGAGCGAGAUGACACCAUGAAGGGCGGCGUGGGUGAGGUCGAGGAGGCGGCAGAGGGGGAUGGCCUUAAAGAUGCAAGUCAACUGUAUUCUCAAUAUGAGCUCUUUUUGAAGAAUCUGCUUAAUUAACUUCUUCUUGUUGUCUUUUGCUCUUAAUUUGGUGAGCUUUUGUUUUCUCCUUCAUUGGGUGUAGUGCCCCUCAACCAAAGACAUGGUGGCCUAAAGUGCAAAAUAAAACAGGUCUUCCUUUUGACAUGUAAAUUAAGGUAGAGAAGUACGUAAUGUUUUAAGAUUUUGAUCGAAGACCAUUUCCCCUAAGCUAAUAUAGCGGAGAUCAGGCCUAGUCCGCCACUGUAUCCGCCCUCAGCAGAAGAAGGUUUUCAACUUUUCAGCAUCCGGCUUUCCGUAAAUUCACCUAGCUGACAUGACAUGUAUUCUUAAAUCUUACUUGGACCCAUGCUUCCAAAGCCUUUUUAUCUCUCGAUCUUACUGUAGCAUAAAAAUCCUGAUGCUUUACACCCAGAUACAUGCCUUCAAAGUAAUUAAGUGUCCUGUCCUGCCCAUGUCAUGCAAUCACCCUCAAACCAUCUGUCCAUCACACUGAUUUAAUCUGAUCCCCUCAUUUCAACAUCUUGUAUGUAUUUUUCAUCUACAAUUAAGGGUUAAUUAAGUGUCCUGUCCUGCCCAAGUCAU